Messenger RNA from Miscanthus lutarioriparius, 588 nucleotides. NCBI's taxonomy places the organism in Eukaryota, Viridiplantae, Streptophyta, Magnoliopsida, Poales, Poaceae. The record is from the annotation of a GenBank genome assembly.
AUGGACGGCGGGUUCGUGGCGCCGAGCGACGGAUGCGCUCUGCCCCUCUCCUGUGGCGCGCUCGGGCUCUGCACGCCCAAGGGCUGCACGUGCCCACCCUCGUUCGCGGCGUCGCGCGACAGUGAUUGCGCGCCGUCUGACGCCUCCGCCCCGCUGUCCGUCUCCUCCUGCGGCGGCACUGGUGGCGGUGGCAAUAACAGCUUGCCGGUCUCAUACCUCAGCCUUGGCAAUGGCGUCGAGUACUUCGCUAACAAGCUGGCGCCGCCGACCGUGUCCGGCGACAACCACCAGCUCGGUUCCUUGAUGAAUGCCGACUCCACUAAAGCCUCCGACAAGCUCGGCUACAUCAAGGUCCAGAGCUCGCAGCUAUCGAGACCAUCGAGCAAUUCGUCCUCAAACAGCACCCUCAUUGCCAUCCUCCUCCCAACAGUGGUCGCGUUUGUGCUCAUCGUCGUCGUCAGCGCCACCGUGAUCAGGGCGUGGCGUAAGGAAGUGGAGCGCUCGUCCCGCUCCAGGGACAUGCAGCUCCGGCGGAUGCAGGCGGCGGCGGCGGCGUGGAUACGCGCGGCGACGAAGAGGUUCACGUAG